AUGUCGGAUAGGCAAGAUAAUGUCGAGGUGACAAAAAAUCCCAAAGCACCUAUAGUCCGUUAUUUUUCUCUCUUGAUACUUAAUUUUCUCGUGGAAUGGAUUCCCGGGUUAUCCAAAUUUUUAUUUUACGACUCGGGUUUUACCGCUUUGCGAAAAUUCAAAUAUGAUGAUUCAUUGACUGCCAUCCCGCUUCCACUGCCGAAAGAAGAAUUUGGGCUCAAUAAAGUUGAGCACUCAGUUGUUGGACUGGAAAUUUUUGAGGAAAAAGAAAAUAAAGCUGAACCUAUUGGAAGUACUGAAUACUUGACAGCAUGGCAUUUUCGUGAAGCGUAUCUUUCUGGUCGUAUUACACCUUCACAAGUAGCGAAAAAUUUAAUCGCGAAAAUUGAAGCUGCACACACUUUCACAUCUCCUACUGAACCGUCUAUUGAAGGUUUCUAUCAAUAUGACCAUGAUGAAAUUCUAAGACAAGCGGAAGAGUCCACCGCUCGAUACGCCCAAAAUGAAUCAUUAGGACCGCUUGAUGGCGUUCCUGUUGGCAUCAAAGAUGAAAUUGAUGUUAAGGGAUUCGAAACACGCGUUGGAACUGCUUUCAUUAAUCGUGGCAAUAAAGCGCAACAAGAUGCAACUCUUGUUCGUCGAUUGAGAGAAAAAGGCGCAAUAAUUGUCGGAAAAACUAGUAUGCAUGAACUAGGAAUGGACAUUACAGGAAACAACCCAGUGGCAAAGACGCCAAGAAAUCCCUACGAUCCAAAUCAUUAUUGUGGCGGGUCUAGUGGUGGUAGCGCAGCAGUUGUAGCAGCGGGACUUUGUCCUAUUUCUAUUGGUUGUGAUGGCGGUGGAUCGAUAAGAGUACCAGCAUCAUUCUGCGGGCUUUAUGGUCUAAAGCCAACAACUGGAAGAGUUCCUUCGAAAGGAACAUUUCCAUUGACAUUCACGUGUGGCGUAUCGGGACCAUUCGCUUCAAGUGCAGCUGACUUGGCUUUAACUUAUUACGCGAUUGCAGGAAAAGAUCCAGAGGAUCCAAAUACUUACCACCAACCUUCACCUACUCUUUACGGUUUCUACCUGACAAAUACGCUUACCGACCUAAAAAUCGGUAUCUAUUCUGCAUGGAAUCAACAAGUGCAGAAUUCUGCCAUAACAACUGCAUUGCACGAAUUUAUUGACGCUUUCAAACUUCGAGGAGCUCAAAUCGUCGAAAUCGAGAUACCGGAAUUAGAAGAAGCGCGAAAUGCGCAUCUAAUUGCAAUCUUGUCGGAAAUUCACCAUAUUGUAAAUCGAUAUAAAGAACAUCGAAAUAAACUCACGUACCCAAAUCGUAUUCUUCAUGUCAUUUUGGAACAUUUAGCUGUUUCUGAUUACAUUCAAUCUCAACAAGUUAGAACACGAAUUAUGCGCCACCUAUCAAAUUUAUUUGAAAAUAGCGUAGAUUUAAUCCUAACACCAACCUCCGGAAUCACUGCGCCUCAAAUUCAUCCACGUGCCUUAAGUUACGGCGAAGUAAACUCAAAUGUCACCGGCAAUGCUAUACGUUUCGUACAACUGGCGAAUUUUACCGGAAUUCCUGGAAUAAAUGUGCCCGCCGGUUACGACGAAAAAGGGCUGCCAAUUGGAUUGCAGUUUAUGGCGAGAUGGUAUAAUGAGGCUUUGCUGUUGAGAGUUGCUAACGUUUCGCAAGAGAUAUUAGGUGAUCGGAGAAAACAACCGGGAAAAGAGCUGUGGUUUGGUGACUUGUUGUAG
Messenger RNA from Ambispora leptoticha, 1743 nucleotides. The record is from the annotation of a GenBank genome assembly. NCBI's taxonomy places the organism in Eukaryota, Fungi, Glomeromycota, Glomeromycetes, Archaeosporales, Ambisporaceae.